UCAUACUGAAGUCUUUAUUUACCAGAGAGAAAAUAGUAAAAGGAUGUCUUGUAAUUUAUGUAGAUGUCAUACCAAACUCUUCAAUUGAUUGUUAAAGAUCAUAAUAGCAUUAUAAUGUAAUAUAUAUGUCGUCCGUAAAGAGGUUCACGAAGGAAAACAACUUUAUUCCUCUUUAUUUGAUGCUUAAGAUGUUCAAUAUACACACAGGGAAGUAAAUGUACAAUUCCUGAUACGUGUAAUAAUACCUUAACGUUUAAAAUAGUCGAAAAGUAAUAAAUUAGUAAAUAAAAGUAGUAAAAUAUCCAUUUGCUUCUCGUUUCCACACAGUAACGGUUUUUGCAGAUUUUGAAAACGUCAUCUCUCAGCGACAGAAUUUUCUUAUCAUUCGCGCCUGCGCAGUAGUACAUAGCUUUGUUGUUUCAUGUCAGUAUGGCGCUUAGCAAAACGUUUGGGCAAAAACCGGUUAAAUUCCAGCUCGAGGAGGAUGGAGACUUUUACAUGAUCGGAUCGGAGGUGGGAAACUACCUCCGCAUGUUCAGAGGCUCCCUGUACAAAAGAUACCCGUCGUUAUGGAGGAAACUGGCUUCAGUAGAAGAACGGAAGAAAAUAGUGGAGUCGUCACACGAUCACGGCUACACUCAGCUGGCCACCAGCGUGACGCUGCUGAAGGCUUCGGAGGUCGAGGAGAUCCUCGAGGGAAAUGAUGAGAAGUACAAAGCCAUCUCCAUCAGCACGGAGCCGCCCGCCUACCUCAGGGAGCAGAAGGGCAAGAGGAACAGUCAGUGGGUUCCCACGCUGCCCAACAGUUCUCACCACCUGGACGCGGUUCCCUGCUCCACCACCAUCAACCGCAGCCGACUGGGACGAGACAAGAAGAGGACUUUCCCGCUGUGCUUUGACGACCACGACCCAGCGGUGAUCCACGAGAACGCCACUCAGUCCGAAGUCCUGGUUCCGAUCCGUCUGGACAUGGAGAUCGAGGGACAGAAGCUCAGAGACGCUUUCACCUGGAAUAUGAACGAGAAGCUGAUGACGCCCGAGAUGUUCGCCGAGAUCCUUUGCGACGACCUGGACCUCAACCCGCUGGCCUUCGUCCCCGCCAUCGCCUCCGCCAUCAGACAGCAGAUCGAGUCGUACCCGACGGACAGCAUCCUGGAGGAGCAGACGGACCAGAGGGUCAUCAUCAAGUUGAACAUCCACGUGGGCAACAUCUCCCUAGUGGACCAGUUUGAGUGGGACAUGUCCGAGAGGGAGAACUCUCCGGAGAAGUUCGCCCUGAAGCUCUGCUCCGAGCUCGGCCUCGGCGGAGAGUUCGUCACCACCAUCGCCUACAGCAUCCGAGGUCAGCUGAGCUGGCACCAGAGGACCUACGCCUUCAGUGAAAACCCGCUCCCCACGGUGGAGAUCGCCAUCAGAAACACGGGUGAUGCUGACCAGUGGUGUCCUCUGCUGGAGACGCUGACGGACGCCGAGAUGGAGAAGAAGAUCAGAGAUCAGGACAGAAACACCAGGCGGAUGAGGCGGCUGGCGAACACGGCUCCUGCGUGGUAGAAGACGCCGCGUCGGCGCCCCGACAGGAGCGCUGCUCGUCUAUUUGAGGUAUGAGCGCCGUCAGCAACACGCGAGAGAUGUCCCUCCACCGCGCGCCGGAUCUUCUUUUUCCUCCGCUCGACCGGCUUCUCGCUCGGCCGUUCGAACCGCGUUGUUUCCUUUAUUUUUUCUAUCGUUAAUGUUAAUAUUGUGUUCUGUAGAAAGCCCUCGUGUUCCCCCUCGGCGUGGAGGAGCCGCUCACUUUGACCACUGACUCUCUUUACUGACCACAGAGGGAGAAGAACGACCACGCAGCCAGUCUCAGAUAAUAUAUAUUGUUAUGUUGUAUUUGUUGUCUUUUUGUACAUUUUAAUAAUUCUUACAAAAUUAAAAAAAAAAGUGAAAAAGCUGGAGUCUAUUGUCUAUUGUGCAUCAUUUAGAAAUGUUUUUGAAUAAUGUUUCUGCUUAUUUAGGAUGCAAUUUAGAAAUCUCUGAAGCGGAUUAAUAGUUUAACGAGCUGAUAGUUUAAAGUGUCAGAUAUAAAUAUCUCGGUUCUCCUGAGGCUGCUGUUGAGAUGAAACGCCACUCGGUCAUUGUUUUAUGUAAAUGAGUGGACGGUGUGGAAAGUUGAUGUUCAUGUUGAUAAAACGUCUUUAUGUCUCAUGCUCCUCAGAGGAUCACUUCUGAUGACUUUGCUGAUCCUGACUUUUUUUUUACCCUUUAGCGCCACCGUCUCGUCCAAUCAUUCUUUUGUCCAAUACUUUGGUUCAUGACGACGAUCCCAUCCGCCUCAAAUGUUAGCAUGCUAACAUGCUAAGCUAACGGUAAACAUUGGACCUGCUUACCAUCAGUGAGCAUGUUAGCAUGCCUCUGUUAGCAUUCAGCUAAAAGGCACCGUUGUGCCUAAACGCAGCCUCACAAUAUAUACAAUAAUAUCUUAAUAAUGUGAUGAACUGGUCCGUUUUUCUGUAGAAAAAACUAAGUUUACCGAGACCACUUUCACGGUUUAAUUUUCAAUAUUUGAUCAGCACAAUUAGAUGUUUACUUUAAACGUUUCUGCUUCUUUUUGUGAACUAAUAGUUGAUUUAAAGGCCACUUUGUAUCUGAGACGUUCCUGUUCUGACCCACAAUGAUCUUCACUGUAAAUUCUAACAUGCAUCAUCAGUGCUGUGUUGUCAUGAUGAUGAAGUGUUGUGUUAUCUGGGCCAACACCACAGAGAGAGACGUGUUGUUGUGCUAAGCAGUUUCCAUUUUGUCCGCCAGUGUUUGACCCACAAAGGCAGCGGGUGAAAGUGCAGCGUGUGCAGACGGGCUGAUGGGAAUUCAGGCCGGUCGGCAGUUCUGCAGUGACACAACAGGAAGGGCAGUGAGUUCUUUAUAAGAGACGUACAAACACCAAGUUUAUUCAUCUGGUCACCAGAAAAGAGUUUGAAGAUGUUUCCAGUCAAACGCCGUCAUUGAAUAUUCGUGAUUCUUGACUUGCAGUUCGGUCCUUAAACGUCUCGACUGUCCUCUGCAGAGACUCGGGGAUCCACAUCCUCUUACGUCUCUUUCUGUUUCCUCUGAAUCAUCCAGAUGUUUAGGGGGGGUUCUUGUGUGUUUUAGUGGUGCGGCUCGUCGUCCUGCUGCUCGUCUUCUUGGAGGAGACGGUAGUCUGGGUCCUCGGGCCGGUCGAACAAGACCCGUCUGAGAAGAGAGAACGAGGCCACAUGAGGGGGAACAAAUGUCUCUUUGCAUUUCCUAAAUAAGACAGAAACACUCAUCUUCUUUACUCAAAUGUUCCGUAUCUGGAAAUGUCUGAAACAUUAUUUUCAGGUCAGAGUUUGAAGUAAACAAGACUAAAGAUAUUUUCCUCUACGUUUUGAAAUAACAUUCUGUCCUCAGUCUUUGUUUUACAAAAUGUCUUCGUCCACCCUAAAAAUACAAACGACAGCAAGCGCU
Messenger RNA from Anarrhichthys ocellatus (wolf-eel), 3471 nucleotides. RefSeq names its product SWI/SNF related BAF chromatin remodeling complex subunit B1a (gene smarcb1a). Lineage: Eukaryota; Metazoa; Chordata; Actinopteri; Perciformes; Anarhichadidae. Gene Ontology annotation, cellular component: nuclear chromosome. The record is from RefSeq and is a predicted model, not a curated record. Gene Ontology annotation, biological process: chromatin remodeling. The coding region runs from base 430 to 1551 and encodes 373 amino acids. The transcript has 9 exons.